This is a messenger RNA of Patella vulgata (common limpet), 5754 nucleotides long. Its product is annotated as POC1 centriolar protein homolog A. NCBI's taxonomy places the organism in Eukaryota, Metazoa, Mollusca, Gastropoda, Patellidae. The record is from RefSeq and is a predicted model, not a curated record. Gene Ontology annotation, biological process: cilium assembly. Gene Ontology annotation, molecular function: protein binding. Bases 120 to 1589 code for a protein of 489 amino acids. Gene Ontology annotation, cellular component: centriole; ciliary basal body. The transcript is spliced from 15 exons.
CGCAGUUCGUUGAAAAUACCGCAAUAAUUUGAAAGUGUCAAUACAAGACCAAACUUGAAUUGUUUUAAUGCAUUUAAGAUUAUAUUUUAUGUUUUAAAUAUUAACAAGCUUCUAAGACAAUGGCAGCAGCAUUGGAAGAUCCAUCCUUGGAGCGGCAUUUCAAUGGCCAUAGAGAUACAGUCACAGGAAUGGACUUUAGUCCAAACAUGACACAAUUAGCAUCUGGGUCCAUGGAUUCCUGUUUAAUGGUGUGGAAUUUUAAACCCAAAAUGAGAGCAUAUAGAUUUGUUGGUCAUAAGGAUGCGGUACUUUCAACAUGUUUUUCACCAUCUGGUCAUUUAGUAGCCUCAGCAUCACGAGAUAAAACAGUUCGAUUAUGGAUACCAAGUGUGAAAGGUGAGUCAACCGUUUUCAAAGCUCAUACAGCUACAGUUAGAAGUGUAGAUUUCUCUUCAGAUGGACAAACAUUAUUAACAGCAUCAGAUGAUAAAACAAUAAAGUUAUGGACGGUUCACAGACAAAAAUUUCUUUUCUCUCUCACUAAACACAUGAAUUGGGUCCGAUGUGCAAAAUUUUCUCCAGAUAAUCGUUUGGUCGUAUCUGGUAGUGACGAUAAAACGGUACGAUUAUGGGACAGACAAAGUAAAGAUUGUGUUCAUACGUUUUAUGAGACAGGAGGAUUUAUAAAUAAUUGUCAGUUUCAUCCUAGUGGUACAUGUAUAGCUACUGCUUGUACUGAUGGCAGUGUUAAAGUUUUUGAUAUUAGAAUGAAUAAAUUAUUACAAAAUUAUGUUGCUCAUUCAGCAUCAGUUAACAGUUUAUCAUUUCAUGCUAGCGGUAAUUAUUUACUAUCAGGAUCAGAUGAUGCUACAUUAAAAAUAUAUGAUUUAGCCGAGGGUAGAAUCUUUUAUACCUUACAUGGUCAUCAGGGACCUGUAACAGCAGUUGCUUUCUCUAAAAAUGGUGAAUAUUUUGGAUCAGGAGGAUCAGAUCAACAGGUAUUUGCAUGGAAAACUAAUUUUGAUCAGGCUGAUUUUCAUGAAGGGUCUAAAAAGAAGUCAAGAGAUGUUUCACCACCAACAGUUUCUGAUAUACCACCUCGUAUCAAAACAACUCGAUCCAAAUCACCAAAGAGACCAUAUAGAGUUAAAUUUACGCUUGAUGCUUACAGUGAUAUUAGAAAUAUGGAAUCCAUUAACCAGGAUGUAACAGAUGUCGGUCCCACAUUCUUAUCUUCCUAUCAGGGAGCUGUAACCAAUGGCUAUUCAUCUGAUCAUGACAGAACUGAUGACAUCAUGACAGUAGGAUCAGAGAGAACACGAUCUGACAAUAGAGAACGAGAACAUGGCUACACGUCGUCACGAGCCGAUCGUGAAGACUAUGAUACCCAGUCUAUCACACAACCAUUAGAAGCUAAAUCAUUACCUCCACAAUUAACACAGUUUAUGGAGACGAUAGCAGGUCAAUUGGACAUCUUAACACAGACGGUUUCCUUGUUAGAACAAAGACUGACAAUGACUGAAAACAAAUUACGAGAAUGUUUAGACAAUCAACAGAAAAUUACGCUUCAAGUUCGACCCACAGACUGAUGAAAAGGAGACUAGCAUUAACAGGAAAAAAAUAGAUAAAAAAUGUUUUUCUUUUAAAAUAAAAUAUGAAAUUGUAAUAUAUUGUUUGUAUAUUUAUUCUUGUAUAAAGUAAACCGUUUAUUUUUAAAGUGUAUAUAUGUGUCAUUUUAUCAACUCUUCAUUCUAGUUCCUGGUUUAUCAUUCCGUCCAUCUCUACUAUUGUUUAUCUAGAAUAUUCUCACAAUUUUGUUUUUUAAUUAAACAUACAUUAUGCAAGAGUUAAAUCUGCCAAUUGCAGGUCUUUCUUUAGGCCUGAAAUGUUAUCUAAAAUAUUAAUAAACAUUAAAAUAUCCAGACCAUAAUCAAAAUUCAAUCGCUAAAUACUUGGUUCAGGGUGGAUCAAUUUGACUGAAAUUUUCAGCAAAUUCCCUUUACAUUAUCUAUUUUCUAACUAUUAUGGUGAGAACCGCCAGCUCUUUAUGUAAUCUCCCAUAAUGUAUGUUUAAUUAAUUUCAAAUGAAUAUAAAUAUAGAGAUAUAUUUCUUUUAUGUACAUUUGACUUAUAAAUAAAGGGGUAGAUAUAUAUUUAACAAUUUUCAAAUUGAUUACUGUUUAAGAUGUGUAAAUAUACCUAGAAUAUAUAAUUCUCUAAACAAUUACUAUGGUUUUAUUACACUGCAAGAAUUUAACAAAAUUUCACAAGUUGUUAUCAAGCACAUGUCAACACUUACAUAUGCAUGAUUAGGAACUGUUAAAUGAUGUUGAAACAUCACAGUGUAAUAACUAUAGUAAUUGUUAUCUAUAAAUAGUGUUUUAUUUGAGAACUAUACAAUAUAAUAUAUUUUGCUGUGGGGUAAAUUUCAUAGACAUGCAUGUAUUGACAUUGGUAUUAUUAAUGGUAAAAAACUUUUAAUCAACUGUUUUUGUGCAUCUUACAACUACAAGGGCUGUUAAAAACCCUGAUAUAUAGAUAUAUUGCAAUACAGAUCCUCCGCAAUACAUAUCAUACAAAAUCUGGUGUAUUAAUAUUUUCACACUACUUUCAUUUUGUUUGGAAAUAGGCUGUUUGUAACUAAACACCUUUUCAUAUUCUUCAGUUCAUUAAUAUUCCAGAAAACAAUAGCUCAAGAAGAAUUUGUACAAAUUACUUGUAACUUUAGUAAUCUUUGAGAGGCAUUUAGUAACUGGAUAGAACAAUAAACUAUAACACAUACUUAUGGAAAAACAGCUACUUGAUUUAUUUGGGCGACAUUUCGAAGAGUAUUUUCUCAAUGUUAUCAAGCUAUUGAGAGAAUAUGUGUGUGUUAUAGUUUAUUGUAACUUUAGAUGUUUAUCUGUGGUAUAAGGAUAAAAAUGCAAAAUUGUUUCCAUUGCAGCUUAAUUUAUGAAACCUAGGUUUUUCUCUUGAAAUUGAGAUUUUUGAAUGCAAUAUACAGCCCUGAUCUUACAGACUUUAAUAUUUUGACUGAGGGAUUAUUCUCUCAUUUGUUUUAGUGUCAUGAAACAUUUAUAUACCGGCAGUGGAUUUACAUAAGAUACCCACUAAUAAUUGAAAACAAUUCUUUACAUCAGUGGUUCCAAAUACUUCCCCACUUGCAGACCUCUUGGAAUAUUUUACAAAUGUUUGUUAGGACCCCAUCUACAUUUACACAGUGUAGGGACGAUAAAACUUGGGGAAAUGUUCCUUAUUAAUUUAGUUAUUUCAGAAGGCUGGGAGGAUGUAUAUUAUGUUUCUGCAUUUAUUGUUAUAUAAUAUGAAAUCUUAAAGGAAAAAUCACAGUUUUUACAGGAUCCUGCAAACACAAUUUCUGAAAAAUAAAACCAAAAAACAUCAUGGUAUUCUAGAUAGUUGUCAAUUCCACAACCGUUUGAGUUGUAGAUAGAUUAUCAAGUACAAAGUUAUUGCUAAUUAAGAAGCAAGUCUCCAUCUUCAGUUUUAGUCAGUGAAAUAUAUCUGAGAUUUCUCCUUUAAUAAAACUAUUCUAUAUUUCUAUCUAUGAUCAUACAUUACAGAAAUAACUCAAUAACGACUUUAAAAUACCUGUAUUUAUUUUCUUUUAUUUCUACUUGAACGAUGUAGAAUCAAUUCCAAUAUUGUUUAAGCAUUGUUCUCGAAUAUUGAAUGCAAAUUAUUGUAAUACAAUAUGUGAAAUGCAAGUAUUGUCUGCAAAUUCCAGGGAUUAGUUUUAACCAGGUCAUUAUACAUACUAGAAUGAAUGUAUUGUUUAGUUAGAAUAAUUUGAUACAUUAAUAAGUAUAAUAGUCUAGUAUUAUACAAUAAUAAUAGUAAGCCAUACUUGUUAGAACAUUGACACAGAAUAACAAACAUGGCCUAUUUAACUAUUUACUAUAGAGGAUUGGGUGAACUAACACAGUCAUGCGCUUAGGUCAGUCAUCGAUUCAUGUGGCUGUGCUUUCAAACUUUGUGGGUUUUCUCUGGGUUCUCCAAUUUUAUUCCCACUUCUGAAAACCCUGCAUGCAAGCAAAUAAUUCAAAUGAAGAUACACCAGUUAGUACUGAAAUGACCUAGUUUGCCUACUAAUCUAUCAAACAAUUGGCAUAAAGAACAAGUUAACAAAAAGCCAUCCAUAUCAGCUGAAUGGUUAGCUGUGAGCAUUGUAUCAUAAGGCCUGUCAUUGAGUCAACUGGCGUGGUUUCAAUUCCCCGGUUGUACAUAACAAGGAGUAGGGUCGCCUGUCCAAUCUCGUGGGUUUUCUCUGGGUCCUCCAGUUUCCUACGCGUAAGGGAAUAAUUGAAAUUAAAUUGAACCGUAUGUUAGUCCCGAAAUGACCUAGUUUGUGUCAAGUGGACAUUAAACCCCAUUUCUCUCUCUCCCUCCCCAUCCACGUCAGAUGAUUAUAAAAAGAAUCUUGGGAAUUUACUGUGUAUGGCUGAAAAGCUUAAUGUAUUAGAUGACACAGCUGACUGGGUCAAAGCAAAAAGGGUGUAAAAAAAAAAAGAUCGGUUGCUGAGUAAAGAUAGUUGCAAUAUUUUAAUUGAAAAUUGAUAGAGAUUAUGUAUUUAAAAAAAUAUGCUUUGGAUAAUUUUGAUUAACCAAAACAGCAUAUAUCUUAUCCCAACAAUUCACCAGGUCAUACAUUAUGUCACCUCCAGAACCCAGUUUAACAUUAAAGCAGCUGGAGAUUGUACCGAAACCAAAGCUAGUCCUGGGCUCACUGCAUACAUAAUUUGGGAAUACAUGAAACCUGACAAAAAUGUUUUUGAGACUUGGUACUUCCAAUGUUCAAUAGCGGAGCCACGGUGGCUAAGUGGGUAAGACGCUGGAUCGCUAGCCUGGAGGUCAGGUGUUCGAUCCCUGCAUUGGCCAAGACAGUUCAUCAGGAUUUUUUGGAAUGGUUUCCCCUUGUCAGUGAAGCAUGAUGAAGGGCCUGACAAGAACAGCUGUCUAGUCAUUUGGAUGGGAAGACAAACAGGUCCCAUGCAUACACUGGUGUGUAUGUAAAAGAUCCAUUGGCAGUUGGAAUUCGAUAUAAAGAGUAGGUCAUAAUGCCGCUGCCCGGGCAAAAUAUCCCUCAUAGUACACUGUUUAACGUAUGCCCAUCAUCAUUAGCCCAGUAGAACAGUAGGACGUUAAACCUCAUUUCAUUUUUAAUAAGCAACUUUAAUUUGGGUUUACGCAGUGACAUAUUUCCCGGACGAGGAAUGUCACUAGACUCCAGUUGUUGCACAGAAACUUCGUUUUGCUGGCUUUGUUGUCACUUGACACGCUCAACGACCUCAAGUUGACAAUCCUAUUACAUACAGUAGUUGAUGUUUACAUCUGUUACCGUGUGUAAAGAAUGUGGUAGGACAGGCUCUCUAUAUAUUUCGUCUCGUAUAGCAAAAACUUGCUUGCCUGGAGUAGAAGCUAUUUCACAAUCCUCAUGGUAUUAUCGUGUUCUCGUUUAGAAAAAGUUGUUUCGUUUCUUUUAAAGAUUUUUCUUUUUGAAACAAAAUACAAAAAACUACAAAACAAAUGAAUUGUUUAACAAAUGAAACGUAUAUUUAACUACAUGUACAUGCACUAUAAAAAAGCGGGCGGGGGUUGGAUGGGCCGAAUAGUUAGCAAGUGCGCGCUAUAUCAUAAGGUCUGUCAUUGAGUCAACUGACGUGGUUUCGAUUCGCCUGUUCAACCUCGUGGGUUUUCUCCGGGUUCUCCGGUUUCCUCCCACUGCUAAAGACCCCU